GCAAAAAUGGCUGUUAGCUUAUCACUGUUGUGAUUUUUUGAACAGGCGAAGACGCCUGGCGUCGUGUGAAAACCCAUGUAGUGACUUAUAAUAACAGACCUUUUACAACCAGGAUGUGCUCGGUCGUUGGGUGUUAUUCGGGGCGUCUAGGGGCGCAACGGUUCAAGUUACCGGAGGAUCCCGAGAGGAGACUGCAGUGGGUCCGGUUUCUUGCUGCAGCCAAUAAACAGCGGUUCAAAGAGUCUUCGUGGACUGACAUUUCUGUUUGUAUUGAGCACUUUAAAGAUGACUGUUUUGAAAAACGUUUGAGCGACAUGGCCCAGCUAACGUUAAAGCCCACUGCGGUCCCGUCUCUGUUUAACGAAUCAGAGGAGCCUGAGGCACAUCUGGAGAGCCCUAAGCAUGGGGAGUCUUCAGAAACAGUUGAACCUGCUGGUCAGAGUGACCUCGUUGAACUGUGUAACAGUUCAGUUUCCAGUUCAGAAGAAUCAGUAGUGAGUCCAGCAGCUUGCCAAGAAAGCCCAGCCCCAAAAAGAAUCGCAUCUUCUGAUAAACCACAUGCUAUAACAUCAGUGCGUGGCCAGACACAAGCAAAAAAUGUGAAUACUCAUCUGCUAAAAGAAAAAGCUGCACGUCUCCACAUGAAAGGAAAGUAUGUUGUAAAUGAAAAACGCCUCUUCCAGUUGUUUAAUCCAAAGUGCCCUUCAUGUGGCAGCAAACUUAAGAUGCAGAAGAUCACCUAUGGGCUGCUCUUCAUCUUGAACCAACAGUGCCUUCAGUGCGACUACAAAAACCAGUGGAAAAGCCAGGUCAAUGCCAAUAUCCCUACAGAUGAAGAGCUAUGCCAGACAGGACAUAAAGACGUCUCUUCAGAGAACAAACCGGACAAGCCAACAGAUGGCACCCAGAGCAGUAUGGCAGAUGUCUCUGACAUUGUUGCUUCUAUUGCUGAGGAAAGCUUCCACAUGGAGGAAACAGAUGAAUCUUGUGAUCAGGAUGACAUGGAUUCGGAUGAAGAUUGGAAGCCAGACGGAGUGUCUGUGCCGGCUCAGCAGAAAACCAGAGAGGAAGAGGAAACUGAAGAGGAGGGGGAAGAUGAUGAGGGGGAUGAAGAUUAUCCUCCUGUCGCACACAAAGACAGUGAGCUCUGCACAGACUGUGGGAAGUUUUUUAAUAAAUCAAGGCAUCACAUAUGUGAGCACAAAACUAAACCCUAUUCUUGCAACAUUUGUGGAAAAAGAUUUGAAAGUGAUCAUGCUCUGAGUCGUCACAGCAGAAUACAUGAUGCAAACUAUGAGCACCGGUGUAAAUACUGCCAUGUUACAUUCAAAACAAAGGCAGAUAAGCUCUCUCAUGAGCAGACCCACAUGACUGAAGGAAAACCAUACAAAUGUCCUGACUGUCCUCAGUCGUUUAGCUCAAAUAAGGAACGCAAAGUCCACAUUGAGGAGCACAGGGGCCCUCCACAGUUAAAAUGCGACUUCUGUGGGAUUGAGUUCUGCUGGCCGCUCGCUCUCCGGAGACACUUAGCUGUGCACACAGGAGAGAAACCGUACAAGUGUUCAGUUUGUGACCGUGGCUUUAACCAGGCGAGCCACCUGAAAUCUCACAUGCGCCUGCACACAGGGGAGAGGCCUUUUAAGUGUCAGCAUUGUGACAAAUGCUUUAAUCACAAUGUGAGCUUGAAGAGUCACAUCCAGCGUUACCACACAUCCAUUUCUGGAGAUGAACUGAAUUAUGGGAACAAAAGUGAAACCUUAUCCUCAGAUUCAGGAAUUGGAAAUGUUGAAGUAAAACAGGAAAGAGAUGAGGGGGUGGUAGAGGAGUUCAUAUGUAAACCUAAAUGGAAAAAAAGGGGCACAGGGAGACCAUUAGGAAGGCCAAGAAGUGAGGAAACACCAACAAAGACUUCAAAACAGCGGGGUCAGAGGUCAAAGAGAACACAGUGCCAUGAAGAAAGUGGUGAUGAGCAGAGUUACUGUGACAUGCCCUGGGAUGUUGCUGGAUUAAUAAAAAAGGCGAACAGUGGAAAGAGCCCAGCAAAACGCAGAGGAAGACCAAGGAAAAACCCAGAACCCUUUUCUUAAAAUACAUCAUGGCUGAAAUUUUGAUUUUAUUUAAAUAACUGUGAAAAGAAGUUAAUAUUUUAUGGGGGACUCCUGACGGAUUUGCUUGAAAACAUGCGGGGUCCACUUUUAAUCAACUACUUUUUACUGUUAUUUAACUGAUUACAAAAUACUUCUGUACUCUGAUGUUGGAUGUUUAGGUUAUGGAAUUUACUUGUAACAAUGUAAAUUAAAUAGGGCUGAUUUUAAGUGCUAGUGUUCCUUUAUGUUGCUGCAUUAUACGCUUUAUGCAUCACAUAGAAGAAUAUGUAGUGUUCACUUACUUGUCAGUUGCAUCACACAUACUACUGAGAGGUAAAGAAAAUCUACUUCUGCUGUAUUAUCUAGACUUCAAGAUAUUU
Cheilinus undulatus (humphead wrasse) is the source of this 2467-nucleotide messenger RNA. Its product is annotated as zinc finger protein 37 homolog. The coding region runs from base 114 to 2087 and encodes 657 amino acids. The transcript has 5 exons. Gene Ontology annotation, biological process: regulation of transcription by RNA polymerase II. NCBI's taxonomy places the organism in Eukaryota, Metazoa, Chordata, Actinopteri, Labriformes, Labridae. Gene Ontology annotation, molecular function: DNA-binding transcription factor activity, RNA polymerase II-specific; RNA polymerase II transcription regulatory region sequence-specific DNA binding. The record is from RefSeq and is a predicted model, not a curated record. Gene Ontology annotation, cellular component: nucleus.